Erythranthe guttata (spotted monkey flower) is the source of this 1955-nucleotide messenger RNA. RefSeq names its product dicer-like protein (DUF936). Lineage: Eukaryota; Viridiplantae; Streptophyta; Magnoliopsida; Lamiales; Phrymaceae. The record is from RefSeq and is a predicted model, not a curated record.
GCUUUCAAUCUUGAUUAUAUUUUUAGAGAGAGAGAGAAAUUGGCGACUGUAGUUUUUGAAGGAAGGAAGGAAAGAUUUGAUUUUUAAUGGCGGCGCUGGCACCGGGGAUUCUGUUGAAGCUACUGAACGGGAUGAGCACCGGCGUGAAGGCAACGAGCGAGCACCGGAGCUCCCUCCUCCAGGUCACCGACAUAGUCCCGGCCGAUCUGGACGAGAAGAAUCUCCUCCCCAAACACGGCUUCUACAUCAAGAUCUCCGAUUCCUCCCACUCCAUCUACGCCAGCCUCCCCUUCGACCAAGACGACCUAGUCAUGAGCAACAAGAUCCAAUUAGGUCAGUUCAUCUACAUCGACCGCCUCGAUCCCGGCUCCCCCGUCCCCACCGUCCGGGGGGCUAAGCCCCUCCCCGGCCGCCACCCUCUGAUCGGCACGCCGGAACCCUUGAUGGGCUUGAGAUCGAAAGGCGACAACAAGGGUGUGAAAUUCUCCGCUCCCACUAAGAGGGGUUCUUGGGGGGGCGGGGUUGAAAAUCUCGAAUCGCCGAGGCAAUUGAAGCCGGUGCCUUUGGAUUUCGAUCAGUGCACGCCGCUCAAGGAGAGGGCGGUGAAAUUCUCGAUGAUGUCGCCGGUGGUGGUGAGAGGGAAGGCUAUGAGGGAUGGGAGUGCGGUGAGGUCUUCCGUUGGCGGCGGGUUCUUGUCGAAGAUAGUUGAGGCGAAGGGGGAGACUCCGUUGAAUCUACGAAAGAGCUGUGCUUUCACACCGUCGAAGUUUUCGAGGAGCAAGAGUGUCUGCGAACGAGAGCUGCGGAUUCCGAAGAGUCCCUUCAACAUAGCUGAGAAGAGUUCAACUCCACCUCCAAGAUUGAGAAAUGCGAACUCGGCAGUUUGUUCGCCAACUGUUUGUGGAAAUGCCGAGUCUCAGUCGAAGCUGAAAAUCACAUCUCAGUCGUCUCAAGCUUUUUCGUCUGAGGAUUCGUCUUUUGUCGUUUUACCUGGAAAACUCAGCAUGCUAGGAAAGGAAGCUAUGCAGCAGCGAGAAACCGCGCAGAAGAUUGCACUUCAAGCACUUCGAGAUGCCUCCGCCACCGAAAAUCUCGUCCGCUCUCUCAAGAUUUUCUCGAACUUGACGAAAUCGGCCAAGUUAGAUGCACCGACAGCCUGUUUCGAACAGUUUCUUGAAUUCCAUAGCCAAAUCGUGCAAGUGGUGGCAGAAAUGCUGUCCAUUCAAGCAGCCACCGCCGCUAGUGAAGAAGACACCACCACCGUUUUAAACGAAAUAGUCCCUAAUUCAAUGGACCAAAACCCGAGCACGGAUUCAAAUGCAUCGAAAAGAAGGGCAGCGCUUCACAAAUCCGUUGCAUCCAUACCCGAAAGAAACGAGCACAAGUCUAUUCUCGGAAAGCACUUAAGAUCAACAACCAAGGCGACAGCAGCAGCAGCAGCAGCAUUGGAAAAAACAACGAGCGAGAACGACGAGAACAAAAAACCUGCUUCUUCUUCGUCGUCGUCUUCGUGCGGUUUGUACAGUACAAUCAAACUGGGGAAGCAGAUCGAGAGCGAAGCAGGGCUCUGGUUUAUGGAGUUUUUGGAGAAAUCGCUCGAAAAGGGGACUAGAAAAAUGAAAGGAGGAGCCGCGGCCGAAUUAGAAAAUCGGAAAGUGCCUCAGUCGGUUAUACUAAAGGUGAUCAAUUGGGUCGAAGUGGAACAGAGUGAUCCGAAUAAGCGGCCGGUGCAUCCUAGAGCCGCAGUUAUAGCUCGUAAACUCAGGAUUAAGAUGAAAAACCCCUGAGGAUUAAUUUGCAUCAGUACUGAAAAUCUAUGUUACAUAAGAUUUCAUUCGAUUCAUUCUUCCAUUGUUUGUAUUUCGAGAUUAUUUCAAUCGUUACUGAAUUUACGUUUUUUCUUCGGAGUUGUAGUAGUCGUUUCUUCGCAAUAGCAGCAGCCCUCGUUUUCUUUA